AUGCAUGCACCCACUCUAUCAGUGCAUGCACCCACUCUAUCAGUGCAUGCACCCACUCUAUCAGUGCAUGCAACCACUCUAUCACUGCAUGCACCCACUCUAUCACUGCAUGCACCCACUCUAUCACUGCAUGCACCCACUCUAUCAGUGCAUGCACCCACUCUAUCAGUGCAUGCACCCACUCUAUCAGUGCAUGCACCCACUCUAUCACUGCAUGCACCCACUCUAUCAAUGCAUGCACCGACUCUAUCACUGCAUGCACCCACUCUAUCAGUGCAUGCACCCACUCUAUCAUGCAUGCACCCACAUCUAUCAGUGCAUGCACCCACUCUAUCACUGCAUGCACCCACUCUAUCACUGCAUGCACCCACUCUAUCACUGCAUGCACCCACUCUAUCACUGCAUGCACCCACUCUAUCACUGCAUGCACCCACUCUAUCACUGCAUGCACCCACUCUAUCAGUGCAUGCACCCACUCUAUCAGUGCAUGCACCCACUCUAUCAGUGCAUGCACCCACUCUAUCAGUGCAUGCACCCACUCUAUCACUGCAUGCACCCACUCUAUCACUGCAUGCACCCACUCUAUCACUGCAUGCACCCACUCUAUCAGUGCAUGCACCCACUCUAUCAGUGCAUGCACCCACUCUAUCAGUGCAUGCACCCACUCUAUCACUGCAUGCACCCACUCUAUCAGUGCAUGCACCAACUCUAUCAGUGCAUGCACCCACUCUAUCAGUGCAUGCACCCACUCUAUCAGUGCAUGCACCCACUCUAUCAGUGCACGCACCCACUCUAUCAGUGCAUGUACCCACUCUAUCAGUGCAUGCACCCACUCUAUCAGUGCAUGCACCCACUCUAUCAGUGCAUGCACCCACUCUAUCACUGCAUGCACCCACUCUAUCAGUGCAUGCACCCACUCUAUCACUGCAUGCACCCACUCUAUCAGUGCAUGCACCCACUCUAUCACUGCAUGCACCCACUCUAUCACUGCAUGCACCCACUCUAUCAGUGCAUGCACCCACUCUAUCACUGCAUGCACCCACUCUAUCAGUGCAUGCACCCACUCUAUCAGUGCAUGCACCCACUCUAUCAGUGCAUGCACCCACUCUAUCAGUGCAUGCACCCACUCUAUCACUGCAUGCACCCACUCUAUCAGUGCAUGUACCCACUCUCUAUCAGUGCAUGCACCCACUCUAUCACGCAUGCACCCACUCUAUCACUGCAUGCACACCCACUCUAUCAGUGCAUGCACCCACUCUAUCACUGCAUGCACCCACUCUAUCAGUGCAUGCACCCACUCUAUCAGUGCAUGCACCCACUCUAUCAGUGCAUGCACCCACUCUAUCAGUGCAUGCACCCACUCUAUCACUGCAUGCACCCACUCUAUCACUGCAUGCACCCACUCUAUCACUGCAUGCACCCACUCUAUCAGUGCAUGCACCCACUCUAUCAGUGCAUGCACCCACUCUAUCAGUGCAUGCACCCACUCUAUCACUGCAUGCACCCACUCUAUCAGUGCAUGCACCCACUCUAUCAGUGCAUGCACCCACUCUAUCAGUGCAUGCACCCACUCUAUCAGUGCAUGCACCCACUCUAUCAGUGCAUGCACCCACUCUAUCAGUGCAUGCACCCACUCUAUCAGUGCAUGCACCCACUCUAUCAGUGCAUGCACCCACUCUAUCAGUGCAUGCACCCACUCUAUCACUGCAUGCACCCACUCUAUCAGUGCAUGCACCCACUCUAUCACUGCAUGCACCCACUCUAUCAGUGCAUGCACCCACUCUAUCACUGCAUGCACCCACUCUAUCACUGCAUGCACCCACUCUAUCAGUGCAUGCACCCACUCUAUCAGUGCAUGCACCCACUCUAUCAGUGCAUGCACCCACUCUAUCAGUGCAUGCACCCACUCUAUCAGUGCGCACCCACUCUAUCAUGCAUGCACCCACUCUAUCACUGCAUGCACCCACUCUAUCACUGCAUGCACCCCACUCUAUCCCAGUGCAUGCCCCCUCCACCCACCCACACCACUCCCCCACUCUAUCAGUGCAUGCACCCACUCUAUCACUGCAUGCACCCACUCUAUCAGUGCAUGCACCCACUCUAUCAGUGCAUGCACCCACUCUAUCACUGCAUGCACCCACUCUAUCACUGCAUGCCCCCACUCUAUCAUGCACCCCCCCACUCCACCCCAUGCACCCACCCCCCCACUCAGCCACCCAACCCCCUCACUGCAUGCCCCACCUCCUCCAAUGCAUUGCAUGCACCCCAUCCUGCAUCCCCCCCUCUACACUGCAUGCACCCACUCUAUCACUGCAUGCACCCACUCUAUCAGUGCAUGCACCCACUCUAUCAGUGCAUGCACCCACUCUAUCAGUGCAUGCACCCACUCUUCACAGGCAUGCACCCACUCUAUCAGUGCAUGCACCCACUCUAUCAGUGCAUGCACCCACUCUAUCAGUGCAUGCACCCACUCUAUCAGUGCAUGCACCCACUCUAUCAGUGCAUGCACCCACUCUAUCAGUGCAUGCACCCACUCUAUCAGUGCAUGCACCCACUCUAUCAGUGCAUGCACCCACUCUAUCAGUGCAUGCACCCACUCUAUCAGUGCAUGCACCCACUCUAUCAUGCAUGCACCCCACUCUAUCAGUGCAUGCACCCACUCUAUCAGUGCAUGCACCCACUCUAUCAGUGCAUGCACCCACUCUAUCAGUGCAUGCACCCACUCUAUCAGUGCAUGCACCCACUCUAUCAGUGCAUGCACCCACUCUAUCAGUGCAUGCACCCACUCUAUCAGUGCAUGCACCCACUCUAUCAGUGCAUGCACCCACUCUAUCAGUGCAUGCACCCACUCUAUCACUGCAUGCACCCACUCUAUCAUGCAUGCACCCCACUCUAUCAGUGCAUGCACCCACUCUAUCAGUGCAUGCACCCACUCUAUCAGUGCAUGCACCCACUCUAUCAGUGCAUGCACCCACUCUAUCAGUGCAUGCACCCACUCUAUCAGUGCAUGCACCCACUCUAUCAGUGCAUGCACCCACUCUAUCAGUGCAUGCACCCACUCUAUCAGUGCAUGCACCCACUCUAUCACUGCAUGCACCCACUCUAUCAGUGCAUGCACCCACUCUAUCAGUGCAUGCACCCACUCUAUCACUGCAUGCACCCACUCUAUCAGUGCAUGCACCCACUCUAUCAGUGCAUGCACCCACUCUAUCAGUGCAUGCACCCACUCUAUCAGUGCAUGCACCCACUCUAUCACUGCAUGCACCCACUCUAUCAGUGCAUGCACCCACUCUAUCAGUGCAUGCACCCACUCUAUCAGUGCAUGCACCCACUCUAUCAGUGCAUGCACCCACUCUAUCAGUGCAUGCACCCACUCUAUCAGUGCAUGCACCCACUCUAUCAGUGCAUGCACCCACUCUAUCAGUGCAUGCACCCACUCUAUCAGUGCAUGCACCCACUCUAUCAGUGCAUGCACCCACUCUAUCAGUGCAUGCACCCACUCUAUCAGUUGCAUGCACCCACUCUAUCAGCUGCAUGCACCCACUCUAUCACGUGCAUGCACCCACUCUAUCACUGCAUGCACCCACUCUAUCAGUGCAUGCACCCACUCUAUCAGUGCAUGCACCCACUCUAUCACUGCAUGCACCCACUCUAUCAGUGCAUGCACCCACUAUCAUGCAUGCACCCACUCUAUCAGUGCAUGCACCCACUCUAUCAGUGCAUGCACCCACUCUAUCAGUGCAUGCACCCACUCUAUCAGUGCAUGCACCCACUCUAUCACUGCAUGCACCCACUCUAUCAGUGCAUGCACCCACUCUAUCAGUGCAUGCACCCACUCUAUGCAUGCACCCACUCUAUCACUGCAUGCACCCACUCUAUCAUGCAGCACCCACUCUAUCAGUGCAUGCACCCACUCUAUCAGUGCAUGCACCCACUCAUACCAGUGAUGCACCCACUCUAUCAGUGCAUGCACCCACUCUAUCACUGCCUGCACCCACUCUAUCAGUGCAUGCACCCACUCUAUCAGUGCAUGCACCCACUCUAUCAGUGCAUGCACACCACUCUAUCAGUGCAUGCACCACUCUAUCAGUGCAUGCACCCACUCUAUCAGUGCAUGCACCCACUCUAUCAGUGCAUGCACCCACUCUAUCAGUGCAUGCACCCACUCUAUCAGCUGCAUGCCACCCACUCUAUCAGUGCAUGCACCCACUCUAUCACUGCAUGCACCCACUCUAUCAGUGCAUGCACCCACUCUAUCAGUGCAUGCCACCUCACUCAUCCCCUCUAUCAGUGCAUGCACCCACUCUAUCAGUGCAUGCACCCACUCUAUCAGUGCAUGCACCCACUCUAUCAGUGCAUGCACCCACUCUAUCAGUGCAUGCACCCACUCUAUCAGUGCAUGCACCCACUCUAUCAGUGCAUGCACCCACUCUAUCAGUGCAUGCACCCACUCUAUCAGUGCAUGCACCCACUCUAUCAGUGCAUGCACCCACUCUAUCAGUGCAUGCACCCACUCUAUCAGUGCAUGCACCCACUCUAUCAGUGCAUGCACCCACUCUAUCAGUGCAUGCACCCACUCUAUCAGUGCAUGCACCCACUCUAUCAGUGCAUGCACCCACUCUAUCAGUGCAUGCACCCACUCUAUCAGUGCAUGCACCCACUCUAUCAGUGCAUGCACCCACUCUAUCAGUGCAUGCACCCACUCUAUCAGUGCAUGCACCCACUCUAUCACUGCAUGCACCCACUCUAUCAGUGCAUGCACCCACUCUAUCAGUGCAUGCACCCACUCUAUCAGUGCAUGCACCCACUCUAUCACUGCAUGCACCCACUCUAUCAGUGCAUGCACCCACUCUAUCAGUGCAUGCACCCACUCUAUCAGUGCAUGCACCCACUCUAUCACUGCAUGCACCCACUCUAUCAGUGCAUGCACCCACUCUAUCAGUGCAUGCACCCACUCUAUCAGUGCAUGCACCCACUCUAUCAGUGCAUGCACCCACUCUAUCAGUGCAUGCACCCACUCUAUCAGUGCAUGCACCCACUCUAUCAGUGCAUGCACCCACUCUAUCACUGCAUGCACCCACUCUAUCACUGCAUGCACCCACUCUAUCAUGCAUGCACCACACUCUAUCAGUGCAUGCACCCACUCUAUCAGUGCAUGCACCCACUCUAUCACUGCAUGCACCCACUCUAUCAGUGCAUGCACCCACUCUAUCAGUGCAUGCACCCACUCUAUCAGUGCAUGCACCCACUCUAUCAGUGCAUGCACCCACUCUAUCAGUGCAUGCACCCACUCUAUCACUGCAUGCACCCACUCUAUCACUGCAUGCACCCACUCUAUCAGUGCAUGCACCCACUCUAUCAGUGCAUGCACCCACUCUAUCAGUGCAUGCACCCACUCUAUCAGUGCAUGCACCCACUCUAUCAGUGCAUGCACCCACUCUAUCAGUGGCAUGCACCCACUCUAUCAUGCAUGCACCCACUCUAUCAGUGCAUGCACCCACUCUAUCAGUGCAUGCACCCACUCUAUCAGUGCAUGCACCCACUCUAUCAGUGCAUGCACCCACUCUAUCAGUGCAUGCACCCACUCUAUCAGUGCAUGCACCCACUCUAUCAGUGCAUGCACCCACUCUAUCACUGCAUGCACCCACUCUAUCAGUGCAUGCACCCACUCUAUCAGUGCAUGCACCCACUCUAUCAGUGCAUGCACCCACUCUAUCAGUGCAUGCACCCACUCUAUCAGUGCAUGCACCCACUCUAUCAGUGCAUGCACCCACUCUAUCAGUGCAUGCACCCACUCUAUCAGUGCAUGCACCCACUCUAUCAGUGCAUGCACCCACUCUAUCAGUGCAUGCACCCACUCUAUCAGUGCAUGCACCCACUCUAUCAGUGCAUGCACCCACUCUAUCAGUGCAUGCACCCACUCUAUCAGUGCAUGCACCCACUCUAUCAGUGCAUGCACCCACUCUAUCAGUGCAUGCACCCACUCUAUCACUGCAUGCACCCACUCUAUCACUGGCAUAUGCACCCACUCUAUCAGUGCAUGCACCCACUCUUUAUCACUGCAUUGCACCCACUCUAUCAGUGCAUGCACCCACCUAUCAGUGCAUGCACCCACUCUAUCACUGCAUGCACCCACUCUAUCAGUGCAUGCACCCACUCUAUCAGUGCAUGCCACCCACUCUAUCAUGCAGCACCACUCUAUCAGUGCAUGCACCCACUCUAUCACUGCAUGCACCCACUCUAUCACUGCAUGCACCCACUCUAUCAGUGCAUGCACCCACUCUAUCAGUGCAUGCACCCACUCUAUCAGUGCAUGCACCCACUCUAUCAGUGCAUGCACCCACUCUAUCAGUGCAUGCACCCACUCUAUCAGUGCAUGCACCCACUCUAUCAGUGCAUGCACCCACUCUAUCACUGCAUGCACCCACUCUAUCAGUGCAUGCACCCACUCUAUCACUGCAUGCACCCACUCUAUCAGUGCAUGCACCCACUCUAUCAGUGCAUGCACCCACUCUAUCACUGCAUGCACCCACUCUAUCACUGCAUGCACCCACUCUAUCACUGCAUGCACCCACUCUAUCAGUGCAUGCACCCACUCUAUCAGUGCAUGCACCCACUCUAUCACUGCAUGCACCCACUCUACACUGA
Messenger RNA from Closterium sp. Naga37s-1, 6648 nucleotides. The record is from the annotation of a GenBank genome assembly. Lineage: Eukaryota; Viridiplantae; Streptophyta; Zygnematophyceae; Desmidiales; Closteriaceae.